Molecule: messenger RNA, 3223 nt
Organism: Aphis gossypii (cotton aphid)
Lineage: Eukaryota; Metazoa; Arthropoda; Insecta; Hemiptera; Aphididae
Exons: 6
Coding region: 505-1263 (252 amino acids)
Source: RefSeq, a predicted model, not a curated record
UGCCGCUCAUUCUGGCUUCAUGCGCCGCAGUUCAAAAAUCCAGUGCGAAUCCGUAUAUUAUCUCCGUACCUCGCUCGCGUCUCGGAUUAUUCGAUAAAUUUUUUUUUCGACGUUUUCUUGUGCACAUCCAUUAAAUAGCAUUAAUAGUGUUUUUUGAAGUGUUUUUUCUUUAAAAUUUUUCAUUAUUCAUUGGUUAAUAUUUUAUUAUAAUAUUGUAUUACACGUUUUUAUUAUUUUUUUUAUAUACCUAUACGUUUAGUAAUUUAGGUAAUAUAAUAUAUUAUGUGUUUAUGUUUAUUAUUUGUUUUGAAAUAGUGUGAUUGCAGUUUUUCUUGGACGACGAUGACGAACAUUUAAACAUGGACCGGUAUUUUUUCAACAAGACAAAUUACGAACAUAUAUAAUCAGGUGCCGCCAUGGGACUGUCAGUGGCGGGAGACGGGCCUUCGUAGAUUUUACGCUGCGAAGGACACCGUCGAUUCAGCCAAAGGCAUCGCGAAGACUAUGCUAAUUGACCGGUUACAAAGCUUAAUUGCGGUGCUUAUCACAUUAAUUGGCGUUUUGCUUGCAAAUUCGGCUUCAGAACCUUUAUUACCCACGGAUUGGAUGAACGAAACGCAUCGUCAGAGCAACAACAAAAGUCUGAACAAAAACUCUCAAGACUGGUUAGGCGGAGAAGAAACAUCGAUAGAAGAAGAGGUAGCCGAUCAUCAUUGGCUGUCUAGUCGUAAGAGCCAAGAAUAUCUAGUUUCUGUCGGUGGUCAGGAAGACUGUUGUCCGUCACAGAUGGAAAUGAUCGAACCAAACGGCGGAAGUAACCCAGACGGGCUGUACGUUGAGCUUUUCAGCGACGGGGCCGACAAACAGAGGUUCUACGAGGUGUCGUGCAAGCCGGGCGUCGAGGGCAAACCGUGCCUGUUCAUGGAACGCAAACUGCACGGCCACUCGACGUGCGUGCAGCGAUAUUCGUAUUCGUACGCGAUCGUGCGCGAGGAGAACGCCAGGCACCAUCACGGCGGCGUCGGCGGCGGCGGCGGACAGUACAACAACAACGGUGGCAAGCAGACGUUCCAGUCGCUGUUCCCGAACGACAACAACGUUUGGAAAUUGGAUUACAUAAAGGUGCGCAGCGGGUGCGCGUGCAUGGUGCAGUCGCCCAAGAAAAAGCAACAACAAAAGCAGAGGCGGAAGAACGGCGGCGGCUCGGCGGGGGGAACCAGCGGCGGCGGCGGCGGCGGCAAGAGCAGGUCGCCGCAACAGUGAGCGAUGACCAAGACGACGCCGGCUACGACAUUACAGCGGCGGCGACGGCGGCGGCGGCGGCGGUGAUACGAUGACGCCACUGCUGCCGCCGAGCACGGUGUGUUCCGCGAGUCCUAUUCAAUAGACGACGACGACGACGACCCUUUUUUUCGUGUCGUCGUCGUGUUCCUUCGUCGCGCGCCUACGCACAAUUUAUUAUAUAAUACCUAAUAUAUAAUAAUAUAAUAUAUAGUAUUAUAAAAUAUGUAUACGCACGUUAUUAAAAUAUUAAAAUAUGUAUUAAAUAUUUUACCUAAUAUUAUUAAUAUUAUCGUGUUCGCCGACACGCCUCUCAUCCGUUUCCGACUCGACGCCGAUUGUUUUUCUCCAUCCAUAAAUUUUUAGAUAUAUAUUUUUUUUUUUGUACUGUAUUAUAAAUUUUUAUGAUAUUAUGCCAAAAAAAAAAAAACCACGCGAUAUUUUUCAGCUAGAUUUUUUUUUUUUUUAUCGCUCUUAUAGUUUGUUUUUUAAUCCAACGUAACACACGUGCGCACGUCAUGCCGCGCGAGUCUUCUACUUCUUCUUCUUCUUCUUCUUCUUCUUCUUCUUCUCCUUCUUCUCCUCCUCCUCCUCCGUUUUUUAUAUUUUCAUUCACUCUUGUCCUAAAUAAUGCGCUCACCGCUGCAUUAGCGCUUUCACGUAUAGACACUCGCAAUUUAUAAAGACGUUAAAAAAGUAGCAUUAAUUUAUACAUCGUUACAAACCAUUUUUUUUUUUUUAAAUAUAUUAUAUAUUUUUUAUAACAAUUUUUAAUUCAAUAUAAUAUAAAAUAAUAUAAUAUACGACUAUUCAUAUAUAUUAUAAUAUAGCGAGCGGUUAUAAUAAUAGUAAUAUAUAAUAUAUAAUAAUAUUAUACUGUUUAUAGUCAUUCGAAUGUUACCUUAGGCUUAUGAAUAGGUAAUAUUGUUAAGUAAUUACGACUGCUUCGCAACGAUAGGUAGGUAGAUAGGUAUAGGUAUAUAGUAUAUACAUACUACAUAUAAACAUAUAAUAAGUGCAUAUUAUAAUACUAAAAAAAAAAAUAAUAAAUGUUUUUUUGUUUUAUAUUAUAUACAUUCUCGUUACCUCGAUCUAUAAUUAUCAUCUUCGGGAUGAAUUACAACAUGUUAAUUUUUUUUUUUUUUUUUUAUCAAACAAAAGCGCUACGUCUUACUAUUCUUAAAUAUAAUAUACGUAAUAUCUCCUUAUAACUUAAUAUGCUUCUAAAUUAAUAUAAUAAUAUUAUAUAUCCUUUUCUUCAGCACCCGCAUUAUUAACUUAUUAUUUUUUUUAUUUUUCAUCAUAAUUUUUUUCCUUCAUCAUUCUGUUGUACAUCAUAAUAAAUAUUAUAAUAUAUUAUGUUUUCUUCAAUCUUUAUAAGUGUACAGUUAUGUAUACAUUAAAAUACAUGAUAUGGAUAUAUAUAUAUUGACAUAUUGUAUGUGUAUAUUUAUUUAUUUUUUGUUAAUAUUAUUACAGUGUUGAUAUAGUAGGUAUGUACAUUGUACACUAUAUACGUAUUUAUUGACUUCAAUAUUAUUGUACAUUUUAUGUUGUUUAUUUAUUUACUACUUUUAAUAUAUAUAUACACAUACAUAUUAUUAUUAUGUAUAACUAUUAUAAUAAUUUAAUUAUCGAAUAUUUUUUUUAUUUGUAUAUUUUUUGUUUUUUGUCAACUUAAAUUUUGGUUCGUUUCAUAUAUAUUAUAUAUAUUAACGACUCAUUAAGCUGUUUUCGCCACACAUAAUUGCAUCAUUUUAAAUGUUACAUAACAUAGCCAAUAGUUACAUAACCGAUGUCAAACGCAUACACACAAGUGCCUGGUCGCGCGUGCGUGCACUUAAUAUAUCUUUACACAAAUAUUUUUAUAUUCGAGUUUUUGUAUCCAGACAACGACUGUGUACCUAUAUAAUAGCACAAAAUAAUAAAAUAUAUUUUACUA